UUUUACCAGCAAGAUUUUCAUCAGAUCGGGUUUUCUACAGGCGUCCAUCAGUGCUUUAUUUUAAUCGCUGUAAAGAUGUCGCCCAUUUCUAUGUGGUUGGCCUUGGUAUUAUGCCAGUGAUUUUGCUCCUUGGAUUUAUCCAUAUUGUAUAUGGACCCUGUGAAUUACAAGAUUUGCCAACGGAUGGAUCCGCUGUUCAUUACUGGCAGUUUGAAAGAACGAAACUGAAACAGUGGGCCGCAAAAUAUCUGUGCCCAUCAGAUAUCGAGCAGUACGAACGUAAUCUUGCAUAUUUUGAGAAAGCAAAUAUUUUAAGCAGAUGGAGAAAAAUCGAACAACGCGUGGAGCAUUUACAAGGUGAACGUUGGGAUUACAAAGCAUGGUGGUAUGAACCAGUUUCGGCCGCUUGGACUGAUUACGGAAAAUGGACUGCAGAAAGGAUGAGACAUCAACCUUCUGAAUUUUAG
This is a messenger RNA of Cercopithifilaria johnstoni, 467 nucleotides long. NCBI's taxonomy places the organism in Eukaryota, Metazoa, Nematoda, Chromadorea, Rhabditida, Onchocercidae. The record is from the annotation of a GenBank genome assembly.